Clarias gariepinus (North African catfish) is the source of this 3598-nucleotide messenger RNA. It is a transcript of the gene galns, whose product is annotated as galactosamine (N-acetyl)-6-sulfatase. Gene Ontology annotation, molecular function: arylsulfatase activity. NCBI's taxonomy places the organism in Eukaryota, Metazoa, Chordata, Actinopteri, Siluriformes, Clariidae. The record is from RefSeq and is a predicted model, not a curated record. The coding region runs from base 249 to 1817 and encodes 522 amino acids. The transcript has 14 exons.
ACAGCGUCGACGUGGUCACGUGACACCAAAAGGGAAGUUUUCUUUAAAAGUUUAGCCAUGUAGAUUUUUUCUUACCUUAAAAUUUUCUGAUUUCUUGUCGUUGUUGUUUAAGACUUUACUUUUGUUAGGACUCUCGUCCAGGGAAAAUAUCGUUAUGCUUUUAUAGAAACACUGUUCGAGCGAGCUGUUAACUCACAUGACUCUCGAUACACUCGAGCACUCAGGGAAAUGAAGUGAAAUGAAGUGAAAUGAAGAUCCGCAGUGUGAAGUGCUCUUCUCUCCUCCUCUGGACCGUCUGGUUCAUUGGGAUCGCCGAGACCCACAAAGGUUCAACUCCAAAUAUUAUCAUAAUGCUUAUGGAUGAUAUGGGAUGGGGUGAUCUAGGUGUAUUUGGCGAGCCUUCUAAAGAGACCCCAUAUCUGGAUAUGAUGGCCUCUCAGGGGAUGCUGUUCCCCAACUUCUACACUGCGAAUCCGCUAUGUUCUCCAUCCAGAGCGGCGUUGCUUACAGGGCGUCUUCCAAUCCGGAAUGGAUUCUACACUACCAACGCACAUGCCAGGAAUGCCUAUACCCCGCAAGAGGUCGUGGGAGGUAUUACGAAGGAUGAGAUCCUGUUGCCAGAGAUCUUAAAAAAACAAGGCUAUGUCAGCAAGAUCGUUGGGAAGUGGCAUCUUGGACACCAAAAGCAGCACCUGCCCCUAGAGCACGGUUUUGACCAGUUCUUCGGUUCUCCACACUGCCAUUUUGGACCCAAUAACCAAAGUGUCCGUCCCAACAUCCCGGUUUAUAACGGCUCCGAAAUGAUUGGAAGGUAUUAUGAGGAAUUUAAAAUUGACAGGAAGACUGGGGAGUCAGACUUCACACAGCGAUUAUUAAAGGAAGCAUUGGACUUCAUCUCACACCAAAACACAGCCCAUCAGCCAUUUUUUCUCUACUGGGCCCCAGACGCUACACACGGGCCAGUUUAUGCUUCCAAGGAAUUCCUGGGUCGAAGUCAGCGAGGAAGCUAUGGUGAUGCUGUGAUGGAGCUGGACUACAGUGUGGGAAAGAUUCUGACUCAGCUAGUAAAACUUGGCAUCGAAAGAAACACUUUUGUCUUCUUCACUUCCGAUAACGGUGCUGCACUGACGUCUGGACCAUGGCAAAGUGGUAGUAACGGCCCGUUCCUGUGUGGAAAGGAGACGACUUUUGAGGGAGGGAUGAGGGAGCCCGCUAUAGCUUGGUGGCCCGGACGCAUCCCAGCAGGCACGGUGAGCUAUCAGUUGGGCACCGUGAUGGAUCUUUUCACUACCAGCCUCGCUCUAGCUGGCCUUAAUGCCCCCGAUGACCGGAUCAUCGAUGGCCUGGAUCUCAGUUCCACCCUCUUUAACAAUUCAGUAACAGAAAGGCCUGUUUUCUAUUAUCGUGGCAAUGAGAUGAUGGCAGUGCGGAUCGGACUGUACAAGGCGCAUUAUUGGACGUGGACCAACUCGUUGGAGGAGUUAAAGCAGGGUAUAAACUUUUGUCCUGGUCAGGAGGUUCCUGGGGUCACCGAUCAUAUUCAAAAGGAGCACACCAUGCAGCCACUCAUCUUCCAUUUGGGAAGGGACCCUGGCGAGAAACAACCAAUCGAUGUCCUGUCGAAGGAAUAUCUGGAAGUUCAAAGACGUAUCAAUGCUGUAGUGGAGCAGCAUAAGAAGACACUCAUGCCCGGAGAGCCACAGUUAAACAUGUGUGAUCUGGCAGUGAUGAAUUGGGCUCCACCAGGAUGUGAGAAGUUAGGGAAGUGUCUCACACCACCACCGUCCCAGCCAUGGAAAUGUGACUGGCCCCACUGAUGCAUACAGCACGUAUAAUUCCGUAAUAAAGUGAAAUUCCUAGCUGGAAAAACCAACAAUUAAGCAUUGCACUGUUCAUCUUUAUAUGUUUCUUGUUUACAGAUUCUGAAUGCAAUCAUAAAAUGAAUUUGAGUUCUUUAAUUACUUUUAGUUGAAUUUAAAAGUCUCUAUCAUUUAAAAAAAUUUAAUGUUAGGUUUAUUUUGACAAUUUAAUGUUAUUUUCUUCCCCAUAUGAUUUAAAUAAACAUAUGAUCUAAUAAACACUCUAACGAUAAAUAAAGUUUUGUAAUUUAAGAAUUUAUAGAGCUUAUACGUAUGAAAGGCGUUCACGUCAAACUGGUACUUUUGAUUGUGCAGAAUAACCAAACACACUUAUGAGAAUAAAUUAACUUCUCUAUAUAUAAUCCUCUGCUACACUAAUGCACUCAUCCCAGUGUUUCACUAGUGCUUGGUUUUUACCCAUCGAGGUAGAAAGUUUCCUCAACUAGUGCCUUGAUCAUACUGCCAUGUACAGGGGAUGUGGCAAUACUAACAGCUGCGAUCACCGGAACGACUGCAGUGGACUCUGAAACACCUCAGCCAGGAUAAUCAUUUACAUAUUUUUGGCCUCCUUUAAAACAAUCGCAACGUUAAACUGUCUCAUCAUUGUAAGCGUCAAUUAGUUUAGCACCUUCAUUCAUGGGAAAUUUCAUCACGAGUCCCAGUUUGACUUAAACACUCUUAUAUUUGAAAUCUUAAGUAAUGGCUGUAGUAAUCUUGGUUGCCAUUAAGGUUUUUUUUUUUUAAUUGCUCCAACUUUGUCACGUGACAUAGCGACUGAUUGGUUGGUAGGUAGGCGGUGAAAACCUCAGGGCUGUGUCUCAGUUUGAUGUCCUAAAGUAAAUGAUGAUUUAUUUAUCUCGGUGGACAAAAUCCCAUGUUGCACCACCAACUGUAGGCUUGCCUACGCCACUCACUGUAUCUUAGAAUGUUUAUUUAUUUACUUUUAAAGUAAUGUUAAUGCUUUUAUCUUUUCUUUACAUUGAAAUAUAUUGCUGUCCAAAACACAAAGUGGGAUUUCAAUAUUCCUAGCUAUUUGUCUUUGCGUCAGUCCUCCGUCAGAUUGACCAACAGUCUGGCCUCUUUAAACACUUAUUUAGAAUUGUCACUUUUAGAUCUGCUUAAAUAUGGGAUUAAUCUAAUAUGAAAAGAAAGAAACAAAUAGAAGACAUACUGUAAUAAUGACAUAAAUGUAUUAUUAUUAUGGUUAUCUACUUCUUGCAUGUCUUUAACACAUUAAGCUUGCACAGAUUAUGCAAAUAGCCUUAAUUUGUCAAUGAAAACUGAGACUUGACUGACUACCUCAGUAACUGAUCUAGCCAAAAAUAAGAGGAUAAAAAAAACAGAGAAAGAGAAAAAACUUGACAAUGCUAGAGAAGGCGGCAUUUUCCUUAUAUCUGAUACAGCGUCCUGAAAAAAAACCUCAAAAGUGUCUACAGAAAGUAUAAUUUAUAUAAUGAGAUAUUUACAUAAAUACUAAUGAUCACCUGAGAAAAAGAUUUUGUUCUGCACCUAUAUACAAGUUGACUUAUCUAUACAUUUCUUUUUUCUGGACUCUCUGCUCUCUUUUCACCUUCCAAAAAUGUCCCAGUUAGUUAACAGCCUAUUCUGAAUGAAUUAGAGUCAUGGUCUCUUUGGGGCGUGGUCGUACCUCAAGUUCAAUAAGUAUGUUCUGUAUGCACUGAGAACUUGAGUAGAAUAAUGUGGUUAUUUUUUGGAAUAAAGGAUUUUUUUUUUCCAGA